AUGCUGGUUUUCAACAAUUCAUAUGUGGCUCCCAAAUCUUUUAUUCUUAAUGGAAUUCCUGGUCUGGAAAGGGUACAUAUAUGGAUCUCCCUCCCAUUCUGCACAAUGUAUAUCAUCGCCCUUGUGGGAAACCUUGGCCUUGUGUACCUCAUUCAUCAUGAGGAGGCCUUACAUCGUCCAAUGUAUUUUUUUCUGGCCAUGCUCUCCCUCACUGACCUCUUUACCUGCACCACCACUCUACCCAAUGCACUCUGCAUCUUCUGGUUUAAUCUCAAGGAAAUUAACUUCAAUGCUUGCUUAGUUCAGAUGUUCUUUGUCCAUGGGUUCACGGGUGUGGAGUCUGGUGUGCUCAUGCUCAUGGCUCUGGAUCGCUAUGUGGCCAUUUGCCACCCACUGCGUUAUGCUACCAUACUCACUAACCCUAUCAUUGCCAAAGCUGGGCUUGUCACCUUCUUGAGGGGUGUGUUGCUAAUGAUUCCUUUUCCAUUCUUGGUCAAGCGUUUGCCAUUCUGCCAAAGCAAUAUUAUCUCCCACACAUAUUGUGAUCACAUGUCAGUGGUAAAGUUAUCCUGUGCCAGCAUCAAGGUCAAUGUCAUUUAUGGUCUGAUGGUUGCUCUCCUGAUUGGAGUGUUUGACAUAUGCUGUAUAUCUGUGUCUUACACCAUGAUCCUCCGGGCAGUGGUCAGCCUUUCAUCAGCAGAGGCUCAGCAAAAGGCCUUCAGCACCUGCACUGCCCAUCUAGCUGCCAUUAUCAUCACCUAUGUUCCAGCAUUCUUCACUUUCUUUACCCACCGUUUUGGAGGACACACUAUCCCCCCUUCUCUUCACAUCAUUGUGGCUAACCUUUAUCUUCUUCUUCCUCCAACUCUGAACCCCAUUGUUUAUGGGGUAAAAACAAAACAGAUCCGAGACAGUGUCAUAAAGCUCUUCCAGUGUGAAAAAUGUGCAAGGAUCCAGGACAACUGA
Messenger RNA from Artibeus jamaicensis (Jamaican fruit-eating bat), 966 nucleotides. Its product is annotated as olfactory receptor 52N5. The record is from RefSeq and is a predicted model, not a curated record. The transcript has a single exon. Lineage: Eukaryota; Metazoa; Chordata; Mammalia; Chiroptera; Phyllostomidae. Gene Ontology annotation, cellular component: membrane. Gene Ontology annotation, molecular function: G protein-coupled receptor activity; olfactory receptor activity. Gene Ontology annotation, biological process: G protein-coupled receptor signaling pathway. The coding region runs from base 1 to 966 and encodes 321 amino acids.